This is a messenger RNA of Sphaeramia orbicularis (orbiculate cardinalfish), 1651 nucleotides long. It is a transcript of the gene ccdc167, whose product is annotated as coiled-coil domain containing 167. Lineage: Eukaryota; Metazoa; Chordata; Actinopteri; Kurtiformes; Apogonidae. The transcript is spliced from 4 exons. The record is from RefSeq and is a predicted model, not a curated record. Bases 67 to 384 code for a protein of 105 amino acids.
AUCACUUCCGCAUUGUCACGGUUUUGGAUUUGGAGCUGAUUUGGCUCAUUCAGAUUUUAUAAGAAAAUGACUAAAGUAAAAGAUAAAAGACGAGAGAAAAUAAGCGUCGCUACGGAGAUUGACCGCUUGGAAGAACGAAGGGCACGUUGCCAGGACAACCUGGAAAGGGCGGAGUUCAAGAGCAGACGAGACAAGCUGUCUGACAGGGAAAGACAGGCACUGGAAGAUGAAAUGGCAAUAAUGAAUGAGAGGGUGCAAAAAUUAGACAAAGAGCUGGAGGCUUUAAGAGGAGAAAAUCGGAAGAACAUGCUGCUGUCCGUUGCUCUGCUGGCCGUGAGCGCUCUCUUCUACUACAUCUUUAUCUAUAGUCAAACAGACUCCUGAUACCCUGAGGGAUCACAAAUGGACUUCUUGCCCCUGAACAUGAGGAAACAGAGGAGAAAAUACCCGAGUUCCGCCUCCAGGGGGCGUCUUCAUCACACAGAUGGUCUCUUGCUCUCUCUGUCAGUGCUGAAGAUGUUCCUCACCUCAUGUCUUACUCCUUUCCACCUGAGAUCCGAGUGAGGAGUUGAGGAGGAGACUCGAGGACAACAGGCAUUUAACAGAGUGAGACAUCCUCACCUCGGUAAACCAUCACUUUUAAGAAAUCCUGGUGAAAUAGCCCGUGUGGAACAGCUGAAUCAUCUGUUUGUCGUUCAGUUUCAGUUAUUGGUGUAUUUUAUCAUCUUCAGAUUCAUGUAAACUCAUGAGUACCCCCUUAAGCCCAGUUUCCCCCAGUGGCUGCAGUUUCAUCUGUGUUGCCAUGGCAAUGCUUUAGCAAUAUACACAUUAUACACAUAUAAACCUAUUGUCAGACAACACAACCGAACAACACUUACAUGGGCAAAUAUCAAAACCAAGCUGACGGUCUGAGACCAGUAUGUGUUUAUGUCUUGAAUAAUUUGAUAAAACAGACCAAUGAGACAAACUUUGCAGCGCUAAGCUAAGAGUAAGCAGGUCCAACUGUACAAGUAUUAUUCCUCUACUGAUAAAACUCACUGAACGAGACACAGAAUAGCAAAAAUAAAGGUCGGGUUAUGAAGUAAUGAUUAGGAAUUUUGUCUUACCUUUGCUGUUUUCUGCUCAUAAUUUGGUUGAAAUGGAUGAAGCUUUUGCUAUGGGCUAAUCCAUAGCUUUGUGUUACAUUGAAAUGAUUCCCCCUAGAAACAAAUGGAGUUUAACUGGUUAACUUUAAUUCAACAUCAUGUAACACUGGCUUCAUUACACACACAAGUUUGAGCACACAUUUGAUCAUUUUACAAACUACUACAAUGUCAGAUUGAGGUUAGUUUUGGGAUUUUGACCUUUUUUUUUUUUUUUUUUUAAAAAAAACAACUUUAUAAUUUUAUAAGCAUGAUUUACAAUGGACCAAAAUGCAUUAAUUACACAGGUUGUUAUCCCCCAAUCCCACCCCCUCCCCUCUUCCAAGUGGUACCCCAUAAAUACAAAUACAAAUAAAAGUGAUGAUAAUGUGUUUUUAAGACCUACUCCAACUGUGGCUUAUACAGUCAUGGAAAAAAUGAUUAGACCAUCAACAGUCAUCAAAAACAAUGGUUAUGCAGUCAAGUCCUAACUCCUGCGUGUAUCGUGACUAAAAUAGACAGAAAAGAAA